This is a messenger RNA of Neomonachus schauinslandi (Hawaiian monk seal), 2656 nucleotides long. RefSeq names its product serpin family B member 13 (gene SERPINB13). The transcript has 8 exons. NCBI's taxonomy places the organism in Eukaryota, Metazoa, Chordata, Mammalia, Carnivora, Phocidae. Gene Ontology annotation, molecular function: serine-type endopeptidase inhibitor activity. The record is from RefSeq and is a predicted model, not a curated record. Bases 130 to 1374 code for a protein of 414 amino acids.
AAACCUUGCAUGUUAAUUUUUAUUAGGGAAAUAGUCAUUGAGAAACCAAAGGUUGUUUCACUGGAGAUGCAACGAUAAUGACUAGGGAGAGGCGCAGAGAGUGCUAUAAAUUAAAGAUCUCAACAACUUAUGUUACGCAUGCUUCCUGCUUCUUUGCCCAGCCACCUCUGUCUCCAAAAACCAGAUCUUGCUGGAAUCUUCAUGGAUUCACCCACUGCAGCAUACACUCAGUUUGGGUUUAAUCUCUUCCGAAAGCUGAAUAAAAUACAUGAUGGCAACAUCUUCUUUUCCCCUGUGGGCAUUUCAGCUGCCAUUGGCAUGCUCGUCCUGGAGGCCCGGGGAGCCACUGCGGUCCAGUUACAGAAGAUGCUUUUCUCUGAAAAAGAUGCAGAGAGCUCAAGAAUCAAGACCGAGGAAAAAAUGAUUGACAAGACAGAAGAGAUACAUCACCAAUUCCAAGAGUUUUUGGAUGAGAUAGGCAAACCCACUAAUGAUUAUGAACUAAAAAUAGCCAACAGGCUAUUUGGAGAAAAGACAUACCUCUUCCUUCAAAAAUACUUAGAUUAUGUGGAAAAAUAUUACCAUGCUUCUCUGGAACCUGUUGAUUUUGUAAAUGCAGCAGAUGAAAGUCGAAAGAAGAUUAAUUCCUGGGUCGAAAGCCAAACAAAUGAAAAAAUCAAGGACCUGUUUCCAGAUGGUUCUCUAAACAGCUUCACCAAGCUGGUGCUGGUGAACAUAGUUUAUUUUAAAGGGCAAUGGGACAGGGAGUUUAAGAAAGAAAAUACCAAGGAGGAGGAAUUUUGGCUGAAUAAGAGUACAAGCAAAUCUGUGCCAAUGAUGACCGAGUGCCAUUCCUUUAGCUUCACUUUCCUGGAGGACUUGCAAGCCCAGCUCCUGGGGAUUCCAUAUAAGAACAACGACCUAAGCAUGUUUGUGUUGCUGCCCAAUGACAUAGAUGGUCUGGAGAAGGUUAUAGAUCAAAUAACUCCAGAAAAACUAAUAGAGUGGACGAGCCCAGGGCAUAUGGAAGAAAGGAACGUGACCUUGCACUUGCCCUGGUUUGAAGUGGAGGAUGGUUACGAUCUGGAGGCUGUCUUGGCAGCCAUGGGGAUGCGAGAAGCCUUCAGCGUGUGCAGAGCUGACUAUCCCGGGAUGUCCUCACCCUCCAGGCUGCACGCACACAAGUUCCUACACAGGUCCUUCAUGGUGGUAACCGAGGAAGGCACUGAGUCUUCGGCAGCCACCAGUGUGGGCUUCGCCCUCACCUCAGCCCCGGGUUGUGAACAUUUUCAUUGCAAUCACCCUUUCCUGUUCUUCAUCAAGCACCAGGAGUCCAACAGCAUCCUCUUCUUUGGUAGAUUUUCUUCUCCUUAGGAUAGUCAUUGCAGAAAACCAGUGUUGGAGUAUUAUUAAGACUAUGGAAAUAGCGCAGUCUUUAAAAAAAAAAUUGUUUUACUUGCUUGCAUUCCAAUCUUACCAUCAGAAUCAAUGAUUUAAUGACUGUAAUAGGGUGUGUUAUGUUUAUAAUUCUCCUUCAAAGUGAAAUGUCCUUUUGUUUGUGCCACAUAUAAAGUGAGUUACCAAGGCUCAUUAGUAAUCUCCUGUUGAUUUCUUCUGAAAGUAAAUCAACCUCUUGUAGUUUUGUGCACUGAUGGCAAGAAACAGACUCUUCAGUGAAGACUAUGGAUUAGUGUUUCUGGGAGUUGCUCUAGUUCUAAUAGCAUGACAUAAUACACAAAUAAAAUAAAACAAUAAUUUACUCAAUUGACAUGUUAUUUUUUUUCUUUCUCAGAAGAGAGUGUGGCCAACUGCAUAGAAUUUAGAUGCACAUUAGCAAAACAUAAAUUAAAGCUUAAAGUCAAAACAAAAUAAAACAGGUAUCAGACAAAGAGGAUUCCCAUAUUUUCACCCUCUCUUCUAAUGGAAUGUCUUAUCUGUUGUCAGUUGUGUAAGCAUUUUGAAAUUGUGAAACAAAUGUGAUUUUGAGAAGCUAAAUAUUGUAGCUGAUCACUAUUUGUACCCUGUCACUUUUUAAAGUGACAGUAAAUAUCUGGAAUGACUUUUAGAAGAGUGUUUUCUUUCUUUUUUGCCCGUUUACAUAUUUCUGGUUAUUUUGCAAGUGAGCUGUGGGCACUACAAAAGAGUAUUUUCUUGAAGAUGCUGUUUGAGAGGCUCUCAAUCUAUUGCCAAUGCUCUUUAUUAUGGGCCUAUCUACUUUUAUUUUUUCAGUUUUUAACAAGAUCCCAUUGCUGACAUUUUUUUAACAGCUCCUUUGAGCUAUAAUUUACCUACCAUAAAAUUGACACAUUGUAGGUUUACAAUUCAAUGAUUUUUGUUAAACUUCUACAGUUGGGCAUCUAUCACCACAAUCCAGUUUUGGAACACUUCCAUCAUCCUAAAAAGUUUUCCUUAUGCCUGUUCCCACCCCCAGUCCCAGGCAACUAUUGAUUUGUUUUCUGUCUUUAUAAACUUUUCUUUGACAUUUCAUAUAAAUGGAAUAAUAAAAUAUGUAGUUUUUUGCAUCUGGCUUCUUUCACUUGGCAUAAUGUUGUCAAGCUUCAUCCAAGUUAUAGCAUGAAUCAAUACUUCAUUCUUUUUAUGGCUGAGUAAUAUUCUAUUUCAUGGAUAUUUCAGAUUUUGUUUAUUCAUUCAUCAA